Plodia interpunctella (Indianmeal moth) is the source of this 2534-nucleotide messenger RNA. RefSeq names its product retinol dehydrogenase 12-like. The transcript is spliced from 5 exons. Bases 297 to 1307 code for a protein of 336 amino acids. The record is from RefSeq and is a predicted model, not a curated record. NCBI's taxonomy places the organism in Eukaryota, Metazoa, Arthropoda, Insecta, Lepidoptera, Pyralidae.
UGUCAAAUAGACCGGCCUACUCGCAUUACUUCGCAAUUAUUUAGUUAUUUACUAGAUAGGUAAUUGAAUUUUGAAAUGCAAAUAUAGAAGUGGGUCUUGUUUUCUUUAGUAAGUCAUAAUAAUCAUAAUUUUAAUAAGACAGGGAUCUUGUUCGUUUUUGUUUUUGAAUUUCUGAACGAUUUCGUAUAUGACCUUUGACCGUUUGACAUUUUUAUGACAUUUCCGAAGUGUUGAGUGCAGUUCGCAGUGCGUAUUUUUUGCAAAGUUUAUUUUAAAUAAUUGAAACAAUAUUCAAAAUGGUUUCAUCGACAGUUGUAUACGCAGCUGUCCCAAUCUCUGUAAUCGUAGCCAUUGGUUUGAUUCGGAAGUGGAGGUCUAGGAGUUGGACCAAAUAUAUAUGUAACACUUGCCUAAGAGGUAAAACAUUUCUUAUCACUGGAGCUAACAGCGGCAUUGGAUUGGAGACAGCCAAAGCCCUGGUGAAGAGGAAGGCUAGAGUAAUUUUUGCUUGCCGAGAUUUGAAUAAAGCAAAGAAUGCCAUCGCAAAUAUUCGAAAGGAACAGCCCACUGGCGGUGAAAUGAUCCCAAUGCUGCUGGACCUCUCUUCUUUUGAAUCAAUAGAAAAAUUUGUGGAAAUUGUAAAGGCCGGCUUCCACAAAAUAGAUGUUCUUAUAAAUAAUGCUGGUGUGGUGGUGCCUUUAGACCAAGAUGCAAAAACUAAAGAUGGCUUUGAGAUACACUUAGGGGUGAAUCACUUGGGACAUUACUAUCUCACCAAUUUGCUUCUGGAUCACCUGAAGAGAGGAGCACCUAGCAGGGUCGUGGUCGUGUCAUCGACCCUCCACGAGAAAGGGAAAAUCAACUUUGCCGACUUGAACUUAAAGCAGGAAAUCGAAGAUGCGAAGCGUCGUAAAGGCAGCCGACGUCACAACCCAGGGUACUGCAACUCUAAGCUGAUGAACUGUUACUUCGCAAGGGCUCUGGCCGACAAGUUGAGUGGCACUGGGGUGGAUGUUAACACGUGCUGCCCAGGAUUCUGCUACACCGAUUUGUUCAGGAACUCAAUAAGGUGGUACCACUACAUUUUGAUGGCACCCGUUUUCUUGUUGUUCAUGAGGUCGGCACAGCAAGGUGCCCAAACUGUAGUGUACUGCGCGUCCGACUACAGCAUCGAGGGCUCCAGCGGCAAGUUCUACAGGGACUGCGAACCUUACGACUCCAAAUAUCCAUUUGAUAAAGACGAAGAAAUAAAGUUGUGGAAUGUUAGUGACGAACUUGUGAAAGCCAGGAAGCCUAUACCACUGUAAAAAAAAAGUAUAAAAAGUUUUUAAACGUGAAUGUAUUUCGUUGUUGUGAAUAUGGGUGAUCUUUUUCUAUUAAAAAAUUUCAAUUUCUGAUUGAGUUAAUACGAAAAGGUAUGCUUACUAUCUAAUAUCAUUCUAUCUUUUUAAAGGUUAAAGUUUGUUUACGUUGUAAUAGAUUUGUUUUACUUUAGUUUGGAUAUUCUUUGUAAAGCAGGAGCAAAUUAAUGUCUUGAUUCAGUGCUUCAUUUUAAUUUCGGGAAACCGUGUAUUAUAUACGAAUAUUUGUGAGAACGUAGUCGUCUCAUUAAAAGUAGAAAAUAAAUAAGGGCACUGUGUGUUUGACUGGCAACACAGUGUUUAUCAACCAAACUUGACUAAAAAUUCAUCAUUCAAAAAUCCGUUUUCUACUCUCUAUAAAAGGAACUGUAAAUUUUUUUAUUUAAAUUUUGUUGAUAGCGAUACGAUUACGAUUUUGCAAAUAUUCGUGCUAACCGCUGACGCUGGCAACAAAACGUGUUGUGAACUGGUUUAGGUGUAUUAGUGUCUUAUAUGGUGCCAUAUUUGUAUGAACAAUUCAGAAAUGAAACCUGCAUAAUUUGUAGACUAGUCACAGUAGGUAAAAAAGUCAUCACAUACACAAGUAAGGUAAGGCAAUUUCCUCAUAUAUUUAUGUAGUAUUUCUUAUUCUCCAUUCCAUUUAUAAAGUCCAACUUAAAUAGGAUAUAGGGCUCAGAUUCAGCAGUCAAAAUAAAAAUAACAAAUUAGUAGAGUAGGUAGCAUAAAAAGAACAAAUUUGAGUAGUUGAUGUAGCUGCCAAACGUGAAACGUCAAAUCUGACGUGUAAAUUAAUAAGACGCUGCACUCAACACAGACGAUAAAUAAAUGCGGUGCAGUGUCUCCUAUUUUUCGCAAUAUUAUUUAAAAUAAAUGUAACUUUUACUACAGUUUUAUUUUAUAAAUUUGUUUUCGUAUAUGGUGCUGAUUAAGGUAAAAUAGUUGAGGAACUGAAUCGAUAAUACAUGAUUGAUUACACUGGUCAAUAAAAAUGUACGUAAUUAGUAUUGACACUUGAGAGAUAUAUUGUAUUACCAAACGUGUCAUAUUUGAAUUUAACUAAAGUAUAAUAUAUGUUACGUUUAGUUUAUUACUCUUGUACAUAAUGUGGGUGUAGCUAGAAUUAUUUCCAAAGAAGUUCAAGUGUUAAUAAAAUGUGUAUGGGUAUGAAAAAAA